Messenger RNA from Paecilomyces variotii, 561 nucleotides. RefSeq names its product OsmC family protein. The record is from RefSeq and is a predicted model, not a curated record. The transcript has a single exon. Bases 1 to 561 code for a protein of 186 amino acids. Lineage: Eukaryota; Fungi; Ascomycota; Eurotiomycetes; Eurotiales; Thermoascaceae.
AUGAUAUCCCAUCCUCGGACAUCCUACCGCCUCGUCGCAAGGGCACUCCGUCCCUUCACACAACCACAACCACAAUACAUCCGCUCCUUCUCUCAAUCGUCUCGCGCCUUGAACAAAAUCGCCUUCCGCGUCGACGGCCAAGGCCGUGGCGUUGCGCAAAGCGUCAAAGUCAAAGGCAGCCCUCACUUCAUCGAAGUAGACGCCUACCCUUCCUUUGGCGGCAAAGAUGCCGCGCCCACUCCCCUCGCAUACGCACUGAGCAGUCUCGGCUCCUGCACGCAAGUGACCGGCUCGCUCGUCGCGAAAGAUCUCGGUAUUACCUUGGGCGACUGGAAGGUCACGGUGAAAGCCGAUCUGGAUCCUGCGGUUCUGGUUGAGGGGAAGGAAGGGAAUGCGAAUUGGGAUAAUGUGGAGUUGAAUGUGCAUGUGCAGACGGAUGCGAAGGAUGAUGCGCAGUUUGAGAAAUUUGCGAAUGAGACGGAGAGGAGAUGUCCGAUUACGCAGUUGUAUAAGAGGAGCGGGACGGGCUGGAAGAGUCAGUGGGUGAAUGAGAAAUUGUGA